UCUUUUCAACUAGUAUCAAAUUGCCCCGAUAAACCCAUUGCCAUCCGGAAACGCAGCGUUCGGUGCUUUACCCGUUGCGGCAUAAACCACUUGUGAGUUCGGAAAAUGUCUCCGGCCGGUAAACUGUGGUGGCUCUGCCGCUGUGUCGACGAGUCUCUGAGCCGCUACACAGAACCACACGCGUUCGUUUCAACGAGCAAAGAGAACGAGAAGGAAAUUCUAAUCGCUUCUUCUCAGGUCGUGAGGAAAAUUCAGCUGCGAAUUCGUGAAUUUGGUUCUUUAAGUAAAGAGCAAUCGUGCGGUUCAGAGAAGCAUUGUUCCGUCCAUCAAUGUCUACCGAAAAUUGUGACUAAAAUGGUGAAUUUGUUAGGCGUUGAAAAUGAAUUUGUUCAACACGUCGCGGGCAAUGCUCUUGUCUUAAUUUCAGAGUUCAUGUUUACGACAGGGAACAAUUGGGAUGAGUUCGUCAAUUUGUUAUGCUGUUCCUUUGAAAUGGCUUUUACUAGAAUGCUCCCGUGUUUGUCUGAAAAUAAUAACUUUGAUUCUCCUGAUGUUGAUUUUGCGCUGCAACAUGGGCUGAUGAGUUGUGGUUGGUCUACUGUGGCUGGUAUCAUUGGAGUGCUUCGUGUUAUAUGUAAACAUUUGAAGGAGGAUUAUGAUGAUGAACUUGUCAAAGUGUACUAUGACUCCGUUAAUUCUUGUCUUCUGAAAAUGCCUUGGAAUUUGUUGGAUGAGUGUUGGAGUUGUGACAGUGUUAGCACGAAGAAAAGCUUGCCGGUGAAUGAACUGCAUCUCAGUAAUUUGGGUGCCAUGGAUCCUGGAAUCAGAUUUCUUGGGACUUUUCUCCAGUUACUAUGCACUUUAGUUGACCGGAAUGAUUCUGUGGAAACUGGUUGUGAUUCUGCUGACAAACAUCCACUAUUUGUCACAGUAAUGAAUCUUAUACCUAGACUUGUAAAGUGGUGUCUCCGCAAGCAAGAAGACAAUUUUGAGACUUGCAUCAUCCAUUACAUGAAACAUAAAUUGCUGAUUCUGAUGAUCAGGGUUGGCUCACUCUCGUGUCUGGACUGUUCAGACUCUUUUUCUUGGCUUGAAAUCCUUCAUAACUACUUUCAAGAGCUUCUGCUACAACCUUUAACUCAAUUUGUGUCUGCUCAAUGUGAUUGUCUUGAAGGCUCUCCAUUUUUAUUGAGCUUGGCUGAUGGAGAAACAUAUGGGAUGUCUUCCAGCCAUCUACAAAGACAAGCUAUUUUCCUCUUACUGGAUUGUUCUAUCAGUUUGAUCAGUCAAAGAGGAUCAAAGGAAAACCACAGUGAUUGUUCGGCUUUAAGCUCAUAUUUUACCAAUAACCCAGAUCCAGAGUUUGAUCACUUUCACAUUAAAAAGGGAUUACUAGAGCUUUACAAGUGGAUUCAACAACAUCUUCCAAGUGAGGUCUCUAUCAACCGUGAAAACUACUCAGAGAUAUGUAUGAACUUCAUGUCAUCUUUUCUCCAGCUAUAUCUUCAUGAGGAUGAUCUAUUGUUUGAAGUGCUUUUGCAAUUGCUGAGCAUAUCAUCUUGUCUCCAGCAACUGUCUGGAAGAAAAGAUUUUGCAUACCAGGAUGUAAAGAGAGACCUUCAUUUUGAUCUGUGUGACAUUUUUAAUCCCGUGUACCUUUUCCAUCUGUUUCUUUCAGAGAUACACUAUGAUCAUCAAGUGCUUCUUGACUAUCUCAUUUCAAAAGAUACUGGAAUAAGCUGUGUUAAAUAUCUUCUAAGAUGCAUGCAUUUGAUAUGCAACUCAUGGAAAUUAUUUGUGGAAUUUCCAUUAUCUGGAGAACUUGUAAAUCAAUCAUCUUGCAAGAGAAGAAAACUUUCAGGGGAUGAUCUACAGUUUGUUGCUGAUGAAAUGCCUUCUUCAGCUGACAAUAAUGGCAGUAUUGAAUUGCAUAUCAAGAAUUUUAAGGAAGAUAAUGAAUAUGACUUCAAGCACCAUAACAUUGAACAAUUCAAGAAAGCUGCAGAAUGUUUACUAUCUUUAAAGAAUUCCAUUGGCAAUCUUCAUCAAAAGAGCCUGUUUCCCUAUAAUCCUGAAGUGCUUCUGAGACGUCUUGGAAGAUUUCAAGAGUUAUGCUGCCAGGAAAAGUUAUUCGACAGACAGAAACUUGAGUAAUUAACUAAACUACUAUCUUGUAUAACCCUGGAAGCUUGGCAAUCUUGUGAGUUUUAAUGGUUAUAGAAUAGAACUACAUAUUUGGUAGUGGUGGUAGCAUUGAUGGACAGAAAGGAGAGAAAUGACUGGUAGUAGUGUCCAUAUUCUUGGGUCACUCCAUAUGUCUUGAGUUUUCUAUGGAUCAGUUGAUCUAUAAUUAUAUGCCAUCUCUGAAGAGAGUUGGAUGAUUGAUAGCAUGGAUUGAUGGAUACCGCGUGCUUAGGGUCUGAAAUAGCGGGGUAGUACCUGGUUCCUAUCACUGUUUCCAUUUUUGAAGGGUGAGCAGUGCUCUAACUCGUUGGAGAUUAACCCAAAGAUUGAUCACUAGCUGGAGGGGUUGCAGAAUCAAAUCCGAAAGAGAUAAGUGUACAAAUUUUCAUAAAUUUAAUAUCAUUUGAGACUUAAUUUUUCAAAUUUAAGGAAGUGUAAGCUAGAAAAUUAGUUCCAAAAUACUUCCCAUGUGGCAUUUACUAAAUUUCUUAAAUUUAAUCUAACUGGACAAAUCCUGGCAGAAAACUUUACUUCAUCUACUCAAUUAUAGAUUUGGUGAAUUGAU
Vicia villosa (hairy vetch) is the source of this 2749-nucleotide messenger RNA. RefSeq lists its product as uncharacterized. Lineage: Eukaryota; Viridiplantae; Streptophyta; Magnoliopsida; Fabales; Fabaceae. The transcript is spliced from 13 exons. The record is from RefSeq and is a predicted model, not a curated record. Bases 106 to 2154 code for a protein of 682 amino acids.